GAGCGGUUCGUCUCCUUGAUUUUGGAUGUGCUCUUGACGUGACGAUAAAUGCUUUGCAAAGUGAAAUUACUUUGUGUAACGGGAAGCAUCGUGCGGAAUAUGGUAGACGAGUCAUGACCUGGCAACCCGACAGCAUGGAGUGCAGCAACCACCAAGACAAACGACAUCCAUCUCGCCUCCCUGCCUACCUAUUCGCCCUUCGGCCCUGGUCAUUCAGCGCCUCCUUUGCACCCGUGGCGUUGGGUGCUGCCCUCGCCUACAAGGCAUCGCAUGAAUUCAGUCCCAUCAUCUUUGUGACGACCUGCAUCACUGCCCUGUCGGUCCACGCAGCGGGGAACGUGGUCAACACCUACUUUGACUACAUGCGUGGGGUGGACGACAGCAAGGGUUCGGACGAUCGGACUCUGGUAGAUAAGAUCCUGACCCCAGACGAAGUUGUGCACCUUGGUGUAUUACUUUAUACAUUGGGCUGUGUGUGCUUCAUUGUGUUGGUCUUCUCAUCUCCUGCUCGAAUGGAGCACUUAGCCCUGGUCUACUUUGGAGGCCUCUCCAGCUCCUUCUUGUACACAGGGGGCAUUGGAUUAAAAUACAUUGGGCUGGGAGACGUACUUGUGUUAGUGACCUUUGGCCCUGUCUGUGUGCUCUACUCAUAUGUGGCUCAGACUGGUAGCAUGGUACCUGCUACGCUCUUCUAUGCUAUGCCCCUGGCCAUGAAUACAGAAGCCAUUCUGCACAGCAACAAUGCGCGGGACCGGCACAAUGAUGCUAGGGCUGGCGCAGUCACUCUUGCUAUACUGGUUGGCCACACAGGCUCACACAUACUGUAUGCACUUUUUCUAUUUGCACCUUACAUCGUGUUUGCUGUGGUCGGAGUGCACUGUCGAGCCUAUUGGCUUCUUCUGCCUCUCAUAACGUUGCCCACGGCAUUUGAGCUUGAGCGUCAUUUCAGGGAUGGACGACUCGGAAAACUGUCUCGUCACACGGCCAAACUGAAUGCCUACUUUGGUCUUUUUUACAUCCUCGGGAUUAUCAUGUCCUCACCCGCAUCUCUACCAGGCCUCACCGUCGUUGCUUGAGCGCAGUCUCUGCUUUAUUUAUGAUAUUUAAGAGUGUUGGUUAUGUUAACCAGCUGCUUCCCAUUAGAGAUUGCCUGUUCUGGUGAAUGAUAGCAUUAUUGUGCAAAAAAUAAAAUUACGUUCGAACUGUGAAUAAAUUAUGUGACCUCCACAAA
Messenger RNA from Ornithodoros turicata, 1231 nucleotides. RefSeq names its product ubiA prenyltransferase domain-containing protein 1-like (gene heix). Gene Ontology annotation, molecular function: prenyltransferase activity. Gene Ontology annotation, cellular component: endoplasmic reticulum; Golgi membrane. NCBI's taxonomy places the organism in Eukaryota, Metazoa, Arthropoda, Arachnida, Ixodida, Argasidae. The transcript is spliced from 2 exons. Gene Ontology annotation, biological process: menaquinone biosynthetic process; vitamin K biosynthetic process. The record is from RefSeq and is a predicted model, not a curated record. The coding region runs from base 114 to 1076 and encodes 320 amino acids.